UCUCGUAAUCGGGCCAAGAGAAUCACUCUUCCUCAGUGCUAAACACUACUCAUAUUGCUAAUAGUUAAGAACUUAAGAUCAUAAACAACAAAAUUGUAAGAUAAAUCAGACCAUGAAACUUGGAGAUCAAUUAGCAUCUGGGAAAUGGGGUGCCCCAAGUGUUGGCGACCUUGGCAAAUCUGAAUUGUAGGAGUGACAUUCGAAAAAGUGAAUUUGACUCAUGGGAAGCUUAUGUUGCAAGAAAAUUAGGUUUUGGAAUGUUUAACUGUUCGGGCACCAGAAUAUUUUUCCUAUUAUUAGGCACGAAACCGAUUCCAAAUUUUUCUUGCCAAGAUCUUCUUUCCUAACAAGCUCAGGGGUACGCUUCUUACCAAAAAAUGGCAGCACGUACUUGUGCUAAGAUGUAAUAUCACCGGCCCAAAUAUACUUGCUUAAUUCUUUGCUACAUUCCUUUUCCUUAUAGUAAUGAAAACCUCACUUCUUUGUGGAACAAGGAAAAUCUAUGUGCCUAUUUAUGAGCAAAAAAUCCGAACUUGUCUUAUCUGUCUGUCUUUUGGGAGUGAGAGAGUGCUUUAGGUUUAUCCGGGGUUCGAAUUUGUGAUUGUUCUAAGCAUUCUUGUGUAGAAUUUCCUUGUCUUCUUUGGUGGUGAGUGUUUAAGUUCAAACGCCAAACCAUUGUUUUCUGUGAAAUUGCAUAAUUUCUAAGCUUUCCUAAAAACUCAUAUCGCGGGAUUCUUGGCAACAACAUUGAGCAGUAGAAUCAUGUCUAUGCAUAGGCCUCUGUAUGCCAUUGUUGGAGGAGGAAUAGGUAACCUACAUUAGCCUCCCUAGCUUGUUGUUUUUACCAUAUAUGUAUGCUCUUCCCUAAUUUACUUUUAAAUUGACUCUGCGUUUGGUCUUGCAGUGGCUGACAUACUGCUAUGGAAGGAUAAGAAAUCAGCUGCUGCAAUCUUAUUAGGGUUCACCGCAUUAUGGUUUUUUCUACAAGUACUAGAAUACCAUUUUGUAUCUCUUCUUUGUGACACCCUCAUGCUGUUCAUGGCUGUUGGAGUCCUCUGGUGCAAAUUCGCGGGACGAAUAUUCAAUCGGAUGCCGUUGGAGAUCAACAUUCAACUGCCACAAUCUACUUGCAUAUACAUCUUUGGAACAGUUAACUGGUUCCUACUGAAGUUCUGUGAAAUUACAUCCGGAAAAAAUUUCAAACUCUUCUUUGUGGCAAUGGCUGGUCUAUACAUGUUGUCAUCUAUAGGAACUUAUAUCAGCUCAUUGAACCUAUUAUAUACAAUCAUUCUCUCGGUAGGAACAUUGCCAGCUUUGUAUGCGCGAUAUGAAACUCAGGUGGAUGCAACCGCGGCCAGAUGCAUUGGACUUGUGAAGAAUUUAUGCAAAUUGUUUCAGGUCAAAGUUCUUGACAAGAUACCGAGGCACAGGAAACUAAACUAGAUAAAUAAUUCAUCGAAUCAAUUGU
This is a messenger RNA of Rosa rugosa (rugosa rose), 1468 nucleotides long. Its product is annotated as reticulon-like protein B14. Bases 1030 to 1443 code for a protein of 137 amino acids. Lineage: Eukaryota; Viridiplantae; Streptophyta; Magnoliopsida; Rosales; Rosaceae. The record is from RefSeq and is a predicted model, not a curated record. The transcript has 4 exons.